CUUGAACUAUGCACUGUGUGAUUGUUACGUACAUGUUCAGCAACUGUAUUGGACUCACCGCAUAAACACAGCGGCUACAAGAGCAGGUCAGAGGUGGGAGUCCUGCAGCGAGGAACUCACCUCCUGACUCCCAAAGCCUGUCCCACCAUCGACAAGGUACAAGCCAGGAGUGUGAGGGAACACCCCCCACUUGCCCCUGGAUGGGGGCAGCCCCAACAACACUCAAGAAGCUCAACACCAUCCAGGACAAAGCAGCCCCCGCUUUGAUUGGCACCACAUCCACAAACAUCCCACUCCCUCCACCCACCGACGCUCAGUCGCAGCAGUGUGUGCCAUCUACAAGACGCCCUGCAGUAACUCACCGAGGCUCCUUAGACAGCACCUUCCAAACCCACCACCACUUCCAUCUGGAAGGACAAGGGGCAGCAGAUACAUGGGAACGCCACCCCCUGCAAGUUUCCCUCCGAGCCACUCCCCAUCCCGACUGGGAAAUAUAUCGGCCGUUCCUUCAGUGUCGCUGGGUCACAAUCCUGGAAUUCCCUCCCUAAGGGGCAUCGUGGGUCUCCCCACAGCACACGGACUGCAGCGGUUCAAGAAGGCAGCUCCCCACCACCUUCUCAAGGGGCGAUAAAUGCUGGACCAAAGAGCAACCGCAUCCCACAUGUGAAUGUAAGACACCUCUCUAGUGAGUAAGCGCCCAUAAUGCAUAUUCUCAAACUGUCACAUUCUUAACACGUGUGUGUGCUCAGACAUGUACGCACCCAGAAGCACAUUUGUGUCCGCGCAGACUGAAGCACAUGCAUGCGUUCUCGUGCGCACACAUAUAGACGCCCGGAGCCCCACACAGACAUACACAUUCCCUUUCUGUUGAGUGGAUGCGCGUGUAAAUGGGAUACAGUCUGGGGCUUUGUGUUCAGGUCAGCGGGAAGCGAAGGUGGGGAUUUCAGUUAGGUCAGUCUCUGAAAAGCAAGUGAGGCACCAGUCACACUCACUCUCGCUGUCUUCCCCGCCCACAGCUCCCUCGUCACCUGUACCGAGUCUGGCCUCCUCAAGGUGUGGAAAGAGGAUUCAGCCGAUCAGGUACAGGUGGGCCGUGGGGUGUGUCGAAUGCGUCAAGACCCCGGGAGGCCGGAGCGUGUGGCAACUGGAGGGAAGGAGAAUGACCUGAAAGUGUGGGACCUGCAGAGGCUGCAGGAGCCUGCGUUCAAGGCAAAGAACGUCCGUAAUGACUGGCUGGAUUUAAGGGUCCCCAUUUGGGUGAGAGACAUUCAAUUCAUACCCGCUUCGGACACAAUCAUCACCUGCACUGGGCACAGCCAGGUACGAGUCUAUGACCCGAGCUGUCCACAGCGCAGACCCGUUCUGGAGAUGACAUUUGACGAAUACCCGUUAACUGCCAUGUCCUUGACAUCUGAUGCCAAUUCGGUUGUCGUUGGUAACACGCACGGACAGAUGGCUAUCCUGGAUAUCCGGAAAGGGAGGCUGCUCAAGUGCCUGAAGGGCCAGGCCGGGAGUAUCCGCAGUAUCCAGUGUCAUCACAGCCUGCCCCUGGUAGCUUCCUGUGGGCUGGAUCGCUUCCUGCGGAUACAUGACACAGGCAGCAAGGAGCUGCUGCACAAGGUGUAUAUGAAGUCCCGAUUGAACUGUGUCCUGUUGACAAGUCAAGAAAACUGGGAGCAGGAGGAUGAGGAAUGCAGCACUGCGGAGGAGGUGAAAGAGCAGAAUGAGGAGGAUGAAAUCUGGGCAUCGAUGGCAACAGUGACCGACGGAGCUGAGUCAAAGCGUACAGCAGACCUACAGGUUACAGCCAAAAGGCGGAAGAGGAGGAAGCAAAUGAGCAAAGACGCAUAACUUUCAUCUGGAAGUAGCACCGUUAUUCAGUAUCUCUCAGUAAAUCAAUUAUUGUCCUUUUGUAA
This is a messenger RNA of Stegostoma tigrinum, 1916 nucleotides long. RefSeq names its product WD repeat domain 74 (gene wdr74). The record is from RefSeq and is a predicted model, not a curated record. The transcript is spliced from 8 exons. Gene Ontology annotation, molecular function: protein binding. NCBI's taxonomy places the organism in Eukaryota, Metazoa, Chordata, Chondrichthyes, Orectolobiformes, Stegostomatidae. Gene Ontology annotation, biological process: ribosomal large subunit biogenesis. Bases 1108 to 1851 code for a protein of 247 amino acids. Gene Ontology annotation, cellular component: nucleolus; preribosome, large subunit precursor.